Stegodyphus dumicola is the source of this 714-nucleotide messenger RNA. RefSeq names its product tigger transposable element-derived protein 1-like. Lineage: Eukaryota; Metazoa; Arthropoda; Arachnida; Araneae; Eresidae. The record is from RefSeq and is a predicted model, not a curated record.
AUGAGAUGGCAUUUAAGGAAGCCGUGGGUGGUUCGAAAAUUUAAAAAGCGAACCCGUGUUCACAGUGUUGUGCGACAUGGGGAGGCUGCAAGCUCUGAUACAGUUGCUGCUGAUAAAUUUCGGGCAGAGUUAAUACAGUUUAUUACUAGUGAGGUGUUUCUUCCACAGCAAGUAUUUAAUUGUGAUGAAACAGGCCUUUUUUGGAAGAAAAUGGCUAAGAGGACCUACAUCACGCAAGAAGAGAAAUCUUUGCCUGGCCACAAGCCAAUGAAAGAUGGGCUUACUCUCUUGCUUUGCGCCAACGCAAGUGAAGAUUGUAAAAUCAAGCUGUUGCUCGUCUACCAUUCAGGAAACCCAAGAGUUUUCAAGAAGGGGAAUAUGCAGAAAAACCAAAUGAAUGUAAUGGGGUGGCCUAACAGCAAAGCCUAUGUAACACGGCAAUUUUUCAUCGAGCGGGUCAAUGAAGUUUUUGGUCCCUCGGUAAAGAAAUACCUUCACAAAAAUAAGUUGACCCUCAAGGAUUUGCUCGUUCUUGAUAAUACUCCUGCACGCCCUCCACGGCUUGAAGAUGAUUUGCUGAAGGAGUUUCAGUUCAUAAAUGUCAAGUUUCUUCCUCCCAAAACCAUCCACUUCUCCAACCUAUGGACCAACAAGUUAUUUCCAACUUUAAGAAGCUGUACACGAAGGCCUUAUUUCAUAGGCGUUUUGAAGUGA